AUGUCGUUCAAGGGUUUCAAAAAGUCCCUUGUAAGGGCACCCCAGAACUUCCGUGAAAAGUUAAACAUGGGGGAAGUCACCAAUGAUCCCGUGUACGAAGAUGCCGAGCGGAGAUUCAAGGAAAUCGAGAUCGAAACAAAGAAGUUGAAUGACGAGUCAAAGAAGUACUUCAAGGCGAUUAGCGGCAUGUUGGACGAUCAAAUUGAUUUUUCAAAAGCCAUUGAAGAGAUUUACAAGCCCAUCAGUGGAAAGUUGUCAGACCCCAAUGCCACAGUCCCUGAAGACAACCCGGAUGGUAUCCAAGCGGCGGAGCAAUACCGGGAUUUGGUCAGCGCAUUGAAGGAGGAGUUGAAACCCGACUUGGAGUUGAUAGAACGAAGAGUUGUGGAGCCGGCACAGGAGUUGUUGAAGGUGAUUGAUGGAAUCAGAAAAAUAGCCACUAAGCGAGUUCAUAAAAGAACAGAUUUGGAUAGGCACAAGAGAACCUAUACCAAGUACGAGCAGAAGAAGGAAAGAACACCCAAAGACGAAGAAAAGAUGUACAAUGCAGAGGCGGAAGUGGAUGUUGCGCAACAAGAAUACGACUACUACAAUGAAUUGUUGAAGAAUGAGUUGCCAGUGUUAUUCCAAAUGCAGAGUGACUUCAUCAAGCCUCUUUUCACCUCUUUCUACUACAUGCAGCUUAACAUCUUCUACACCCUUUACAACAAAACCCAGGAAAUGAAAAUCCCGUACUUUGACUUGGAUUCUGACAUUGUGGAAGCUUACAAUUUGAAGAAAGGCGAUAUUGAGGAGAGGACGGAUGCGAUUGGUGUUACACAUUUCAAGGUUGGUUAUGCUAAGUCCAAAGUUGGAAGGCUUCAAGCUGCGAGAACACAGACUACGUCCCCAACCCAACAGCUCCCAGCAUAUCAAGGUCAGACGAAUUAUAACCCCGAUUACAAGGACCCAAGUGGUGGGUAUCAACCACAGCAAGCUUACCAGUCACCGCAAACAGGGUACCAGUCACCACAAAUGGGUUAUCAGUCACCACAGCAAACCUAUCAAUCACCACAGCAAACCUAUCACUACAACAUCUCCACCACCACCUCCANGUCACCACAAGCUUAUCAAUCACCACCACAAGCUUAUCAAUCACCACCACAAGCUUAUCAAGCUACAACAUCUCCACCACCACCUCCAGCUUAUGUCAAUACUCCGCCUGCCACUGCCCCUCAAGUUUGUAUUGCACUUUAUGAUUAUACAGGACAACCGGGAGACCUUUCCUUUCCAGCCGGUGCUACUAUUGAGAUCAUCAACAAAGAUGAUCCUGGUUGGUGGAUGGGAAAGUACAACGGUGUGACUGUCUUAAAUGUUGAAGCUUGUCGAAUCCAGUCUAAAAUUUCGUAUUUCAAAUGCCGGAAACCUUUUGAAGAUGAUAAUUAUUAUCUUUAUGAUGACGAUUCUGAUUAUGAAGAACACCUUUAUUCCAAUGUGACACAAUGUCUUUGCAAUUUAGAUCAAGAUUAUUACGUCAUAAACAGCGAAUGUUAUAAACAAUGUGGUUUUGAUGAUAAUGAGAUGCCAGAGGAACUUCAAAGUUCAUGGUGGUCUGAGGCUCUGAGGAUUACUGAGUCUUCAUAUAUUGAAUAUUUUUCUUCGUCAAUAGACGCAGAACAAUCACGAGCUUUUACAGAGACAGAGUGGUGGUACCGUAUAAGUGAUUGGCUGUCUAUAUCUGAUUCCCAGAGGACCAACAAUUCGACAAAACCUUCCACAAGAACAAAGGGCUCUUCUAGCAACCUUGCCGUUACUGUUAGUUGUGGCUCGUUAUUUUCGUUGAUUUUAUUAUCCUUGUUGUGA
Lodderomyces margitis is the source of this 1842-nucleotide messenger RNA. RefSeq names its product amphiphysin (gene RVS167). Gene Ontology annotation, cellular component: mating projection tip; Rvs161p-Rvs167p complex; actin cortical patch. The record is from RefSeq and is a predicted model, not a curated record. The coding region runs from base 1 to 1842 and encodes 613 amino acids. Gene Ontology annotation, molecular function: protein binding; lipid binding. NCBI's taxonomy places the organism in Eukaryota, Fungi, Ascomycota, Pichiomycetes, Serinales, Debaryomycetaceae. The transcript has 4 exons. Gene Ontology annotation, biological process: actin cortical patch localization; plasma membrane tubulation; endocytosis.